Messenger RNA from Strongyloides ratti, 1563 nucleotides. Its product is annotated as Ankyrin repeat and Ankyrin repeat-containing domain-containing protein. Lineage: Eukaryota; Metazoa; Nematoda; Chromadorea; Rhabditida; Strongyloididae. Gene Ontology annotation, molecular function: protein binding. The transcript is spliced from 2 exons. The record is from RefSeq and is a predicted model, not a curated record. The coding region runs from base 1 to 1563 and encodes 520 amino acids.
AUGUCUGCUACAUCCGGUUUACGAUGGUUAGAUGAGGAGGAUCAACCUCUUGAAGAGUUAUUAAAAGCUUGUUAUGUCAACGACACUACAAAAGUACUUUCUUUACUUCAAAGUGGAGUUAAUAUUAAUGAUUCUAAUGAUGACAAAGAUACUCCAUUACAAGUUGCUGCAAGUCAAGGACAUAUAUCUUUAGUUAUAUUAUUACUUGAUAAUGGAGCAAUAAUUGAUCAAUCUAAUAAAGUUGGUUAUACACCAUUCCUUCAUGCUUGUAGAGAAGGUAGAGAUAAAAUUGUUGAACUUUUAAUACAACGUGGUGCAUCACCAUACAAUACAACAUAUUUUGGAGCAACAGCAUUAACAUUAGCAUGUGCUGGUGGACAUAUUGAAGUAAUAAAAUUUUUAAUAUCUAUAAGAUCAGAAGUAAAUCCAAAAAUUAAAUUAAUAAGUAUUUCUCCAACACCAUUAAUGGCUGCUGUUAUUAGUGGUAAACGUAUGGCAUGUUCAUUACUUGUUACCAGGGGUGCUGAUAUUGAUGCAUCACAUCCUAAUUUAGAAGGAUUAAAUGCAUUAAUAUUAUCAGUUAUUUGUAAUAAUCCUAAUAUAGUUUAUACACUCUUAGAUAUGGGUGCUAAUCCAAGAAAGACAAUUGGAACAAAAAAAAAAUUAGAUGCAUUACAAUGUGCUGAGUAUCUUAAAAAUGAUAAUAUUAUUAAUAUAAUAAGAACAUUUUAUGGUAAUAGAUUUUUAAAAGAUACUGUUGUAAAAGAAGUUGACUUAAGAGAUGUUAUAAAAGAAAAUGAUAUAAAAAAAUUGUCACAAUUAAUAGAAGAAAUGAAAAUUUCUAAAAGAAUUCCAUUUUAUGAAUAUGGAACAACAUUAUUAAUGUAUACAGUAUUCCUAGGAACAUUAGAAUCAUUAAAGUUAGUUUUUGAAGCAUUUGGACAAAAAGAUAAUCAGGAAGGAAGAUAUGGUAUGACAGCAUUAAUGUUUGCCAUAAUUAUUGGAGAUAAUGAUUUUAUAAAAUAUCUUCUUCAAAAAGAAUGUGAUACAAGAAUACAAAGUAAUGACUUAUUUACAGCACUUGACUUAGCAUACUACUCUACUUAUAUAGAUAGAGAAACUUUAAUUAUGUUACAAAAAUUUUAUUAUAUGAAAUAUCUUAAUAAUAAAAAAGGAAAUUUUACAAAUUUUGAAAAAACAAGAAGCAGUAAUACAUUUAAUAAAUCAUUAAUGCAACCAAUAAAAAGUGGUCUAUUUUCAAAAUUUAAUCUUAAAGUUGGUUUUUCUGAUUCAUAUGAAAAUGAAUAUAGUAAAAAGUAUAACAAUAAAAUAAGUGGUAGAGAUAAAUUUUUUCAAGAAUAUGAAACAAUGAAAUUACCUAUAAAUAAUUUAACAAGAUUUAUUACAGCUGAUGAAGUAUUAAGAAAUGAAAAAAAUUGUGACAUACUUCAUGACCCAACAUAUGAUGAUUAUAUUAAACUUGCAUAUAGAAUAUCAUUGGUAUGUUUUAUUAUUAAUUUUAAACAAAAAAAAAAUAGUGUAUAUUUUGUUUUGAGAACAUAA